This is a messenger RNA of Asterias rubens (European starfish), 3010 nucleotides long. RefSeq lists its product as uncharacterized. Bases 122 to 2872 code for a protein of 916 amino acids. Lineage: Eukaryota; Metazoa; Echinodermata; Asteroidea; Forcipulatida; Asteriidae. The transcript is spliced from 3 exons. The record is from RefSeq and is a predicted model, not a curated record.
UUCAGCUUUAUUUUCCCCGCGCAGUUUCGAUCGAAACGCAACAAAACCACCACUGCUGUAGAUCAUACCUUGGCUACUGGAGAUUUUGUCAACGUGUUAUUACAACGUGAACAGAGCGACCAUGGACAUGGAGGAUUAUUUUGAAAUAUUUUACACGCAUCCCGAUGAGAUGAUCGGUGCAAGUCGACAGAAGCAAAACUACGCCAUGCACAGACAGCUCAGCGAUUUCGAAAGAUACAUCCAAAGAGCCGAUAACCUCUUCUCCAUCGAGAGACUUUACCGGGAGCUCAAGUGCAUCGUGCCCCCGAACCAGACCGUCAACUCACUCCAGACCCUCCGCCAGGUCGUACACAGAGCUCCUCGGUCGACACACCGACGAAUCAGCAACAUCUUCUUCAAAACCUUCUUCGAGUAUGUGGGUUACCUCAGACGGUUGUCCAGGGUCUUCAAAGAGAGAAUCCACACCGUGUUAUUCGACUUCUUCUACGAUACGAUGUUUAUUAGACUUCAGAAUACAGAAGCGAAGGGCACGGGGGCGAAGAAGGGCAAGUCGUCCAAGAAGGGACCUGCUCAAGAUUUAGCACCAGACGUGGCUUCUGAAGUAGGGGAGCUUUGUCAGCAGUUGUCAUGCACCGUUGACGGUAUAGAAGAGACUAUCUCGUCUUGGGAGAAGCUACUUGAGGAGACGGAAGUCGAUUCAACUCUCUUUGACGCCAGCUCCGAGCACAGCAUCAGCCAGUUCAAGGACUGUACGAGGUUUCAGAGUAUUCUAAGGCUUGUUCCGGACGUGCUUAAUAAGAGCCGUAUGGCUGUCAUAUUUGCAAGGGCGUGGUGGUACAAGGCAGAGAAGAUUCGGCGAAAGCUUGGCCCGAAUUCUGAAUGUGGUAGUGACUGGUCAUCGCCAGACUCCGACUUACCUGUAAUGCCUAAGACCGUUCCGAAAAACAGCAAAAGACAGAAAGAGGAAACUCAUGUCAAGGAUCAACCCAUGACACAACCAGCUGUGUUCAGACGACAAAUAAAGAAGGUAAGAAGCAUGGAAGAGCUAGAUGCCGAAAGGAAGGAGCUUGUCAAACAAAGAAGGGCACCCUUACGCAAUAAACCAACCAAUCCAGCCGGUCGCAGUGAAAAGGCUUUGGAUAAACCCGAUGUCGGCAACCAAGGGGCAAAGCAGCAAAAAGAGCAGCCGGGAAACGAAGAGUCCUUCCCCAAAAGGGCGAUUCCAAAAAAACAGUCGAAGAAUCCCUCUCAUUCAGAAAAACCUGUUGGAAGCCGAAAGGGCCAAAAAAGAGGAGAAACUAUUCCAGAACCAAUUUCAGAAGAGUCUGCAGGACCAGGCGCUGCUGAAGAACCAAUGCCUCAUAAUGUUAGCCAACAGCCCCGGAAAGCAAGACCUGCAGGUCAAAUCCAAACGAAAGGCACUCAGAGAAACAAAGUCAAGCCUUCUCCUCCUACCUUGAGGGAUCACGAUCGUGGUGGGAGAAAUAAAAGUGAACCAGAACCAGAAACGUUGGGAGAUGAACAGAUAGUUGAAAGCCAGACGACGAACCGAGCUAGCACAGUCACUAAAGAAAGAAAUCAGAACAGAUCAAAGCAGUUGAAGCAGGAGUCUACUACCAUCAGAGGCAAGAAGCAGAUGCAACAAGAAAAUCAAAGUACUGGAGAUACAGUGGUAGAGGACAACAGGAACAUGAAACAGAAACACACUCCCAACAGAAACAACCAGAAGGCAUCGAACGAGCAGCAUGGCAAAAAACAGCACCCUGCCGAAACCGUCCCUACAAAAAAGACGAACAGAUCUAAAGACGGCCCAAAACAACCCCCUGAAGAAUAUGUCCCAACUAAAAAGAUCCACAAAUCGAAAGCCUCUUCAGUUCACACGAGGAAGGCAAAAGACAACGCCAACCCACCUCCUAAAUCAAACAAACAUGACACCGAAGGCGAGCAGUCUGAUGUCGACAACCUCACUUGGCAAGAGAAGAAACUUGAGAAGCUGCGUCAGAAAUUUGACGAAGCAAUCGAGGGCAAGGAGAUUCAACAUGCAGCUUUUCAACUCAUGGUCGGGCAGAAAGAAAGCUUGAUUCGAGACAUUGAGAAAUACCACGGCUACUACCGGCACAACCGUAUACUGAAGGCACGAGUGAUUCUCCUGAUAGGUAAAACGAGGGAGUGGAAGGAAGAGACCAAGUUGUUGGACUACCAGUGCAGACUUCUCAAAGAAGACCUGGACCUAGAAAUGCAGAUAGAUGCCUCUUUCAUCAGUUCCAAUGAUGAACUCCAAGACAAAAUAGACGUCUUGGCCACGAUGGUUGAAGACGAGCGAAUGGAACUCAAGCAGCUGGAGAGGGAUCUUGGUUUCAUGAAACAGGCAACGAUUCAUCGCGGAAUCCCAUACGACUCAGACUACGAUGACCUGUUGGAGUUCGGGAAUUUCAAGCGGUACGGCUACCGGUACCAGGCCCUUGGCGGUAGCCUUCGACCUUCGAGGAACCUAAAACUGCUGCCGUGGAACGCAGAUCCUUUCAUCGGGAAGAGCUUACAGAGUCAAUAUGAGAAAGGCACAUGGAGGUCGAUGGAAUCUCUGUCGAGUCACGGUAGCAGUCUUGGCUUCUCGUACGGUGGGGCCACCGAGGAGGACGACACGGGAGGGGAUUCCGGCUUCACGCGGGACAGUGAUGAGCCAGACCUGAACGAAAAACCAGGGGUUAAGUCCAAGCAGGCAGCCGUGCGAGGGAAGACAUCAGACCGCUUGAAGGAAGCAGCCGAUGAGCUCGAGUACGAGCAAGACUCGUCGUCGGAUACUGAAGACAACACCGAGAACGGUCCCCGUAUAUACGAUCGGAAAAGGGAGCUCCCGUUCAUCCCCGUAUAAUAAAAGUAUAAUUAUUGAUAAUGGGGGACCCAAAAGUCUGAACCAAUCGAUCAAUUUUUAACAACAUUUUAUUUCCAUACAAACAUUAUAAGCAAUUUGAUUUUACAAAACUGAAAUUGUGCGGAGGCAUGACCCAUU